AUGGGCUGGGCCCUACACAGGCCACGAGAAGGAUCCAUUAGAUUCACUGACAAAGUUAAGAAAUAUCUAACUGUAAAGUUUGACCCAGGGGAACAAUCAGGGCUAAAAGCUGACCCUCAGCAAGUCUCAAAGGAUAUGGGCAAGACAAGAGAUGAGCAGAAUAGAAGGUUGUUUGAACGAGACGAGUGGUUGACCAAGAGCCAAGUACAGGGUUUUUUUUCUUGCCUUGCAGCAAGCAGAAGAAGGCAACAAGCACGCUCAGAAGUCGAGCACAAUCCAAAGGAGCUAUUUCUGGAGGAAGAAGAAGCUGAAAGAAAACAGCUACUGGCGCACAUUUCUAACGAACUGAGGCUGCAACACCCUCUGCCUUACGACGCCUUUAACUUGUGCGAGUGUGCAAGGGAUAAUAAGCUGAGUCUUUUAAUGUUUCACUGCUUAAAGAAAUCUUGCGCUUUCUUGAAAUACCAUUUAAAUCAUGAGACAGGAAAAAAAAGACCUGAUUGA
Molecule: messenger RNA, 504 nt
Organism: Pocillopora verrucosa
Lineage: Eukaryota; Metazoa; Cnidaria; Anthozoa; Scleractinia; Pocilloporidae
Source: RefSeq, a predicted model, not a curated record